Vigna angularis (adzuki bean) is the source of this 542-nucleotide messenger RNA. Its product is annotated as probable calcium-binding protein CML15. The transcript has a single exon. The record is from RefSeq and is a predicted model, not a curated record. Bases 1 to 483 code for a protein of 160 amino acids. Gene Ontology annotation, molecular function: calcium ion binding; enzyme regulator activity. Lineage: Eukaryota; Viridiplantae; Streptophyta; Magnoliopsida; Fabales; Fabaceae.
AUGUCAAAACUUAAGGUUAAUCAACUUCGCCAAUUAAGAGACAUUUUUGAAAAAUUUGACACAGAUUCUGAUGGUAGCCUAACCAAUUUGGAGCUAGCCGCGCUACUUCGAUCAUUAGGGCUAAAGCCUUCAAGUGACCAAAUCCAUGUGUUAUUAAUGAACUUGGAUUCAAAUGGAAAUGGAUUUGUGGAGUUUGAUGAGUUGGUGGAUGCAAUAUUACGUAACAUAAGUGCAAAGAUAUUAUUGAACCAAGAAAUGUUGCUUGGGGUAUUCAAAUAUUUUGAUCGUGACGGAAAUGGUUUUAUAACAGCCGCAGAACUAGCAGGGGCAAUGGCCAAAAUGGGUCAACCCCUUACCUAUAGAGAGCUUAGAGAGAUGAUCACAGAAGCUGACACAGAUGGGGAUGGUGUCAUUAGCUUCAAUGAGUUUGUCACCGUGAUGGGUAGAUCAGCCUCUGGCUUCUUAGACUUUGCACUGUUGUAACCAAAGGUUCUUCAUUGUAAACACGAUUUUGCGAAUUGGAACAUGUUUCUUAUCCUUGA